Molecule: messenger RNA, 3265 nt
Organism: Electrophorus electricus (electric eel)
Lineage: Eukaryota; Metazoa; Chordata; Actinopteri; Gymnotiformes; Gymnotidae
Gene: klhl14
Product: kelch-like family member 14
Cellular component (GO): neuronal cell body; endoplasmic reticulum; neuron projection
Molecular function (GO): protein binding
Source: RefSeq, a predicted model, not a curated record
CGUUUCUCUCCCCAACCGUGGAUUUCCUAUUACUCUCGUUACGACUCACUGAGCCCCAGGCCCAAGGAUAAUGAUGUGUUGUUUCUUGGUAGCAUAAUUUGUCACACGUAUAUUUCUUCUUCUUCUUCUCUUGCAGAAAGCACAGCUCCCUCUCAGACUCACACACUUCUUGUUAAUUCAGAAGAACAAAUGAUCAGCGACAACAAAUAACGUGAAAUAGACUAUAUGAGUUGGAAUCAAUGAUUAUUUUCGAGCAUCGACUAUAGACUUUAAAAAGGAAAGGAUUAUUUAAAGGGGAACAAAGGAAAGUCCGGUGAGAAUAUUAAGGACCCGAAGCUACUUUCUUUUUUCUUAAGUCAGGAGGUGUAAGCAGCUUCAAAGUCAUGUCCAGAUCGGGUGACCGAACCUCCACGUUUGACCCGACACACAGCGAUACGCUGCUGCAUGGGCUGAACCUACUGUGGAGGAAGCAGCUGUUCUGCGAUGUGACUCUCACUGCUCAGGGACAGCAGUUCCACUGCCACAAAGCAGUGCUUGCUUCCUGCUCGCAGUACUUCAGGUCUCUCUUCUCCACACACAUGCUGAGCAACGAGGGGCUUGUUGGGAAGGACCAAGGCAGCAGCGGCACCCCCUCCUCGUCCCCGGAUGACAAGCUCCUGCCCAGCCCGCGAUCCAUUAACAACCUAGUAUUGCAGGGCUGCUCCUCCAUCGGGCUGCGGCUGGUGCUUGAGUAUCUGUACACUGCCAAUGUGACCCUUUCACUGGAUACGGUGGAGGAGGUGCUCUCUGUCAGCAAGAUCCUCAACAUCCCACAGAUCACCAAGCUCAGUGUGCAGUUCCUCAACGACCAGAUUUCCGUGCAGAACUACAAGCAGAUCUGCAAGAUUGCUGCCCUGCAUGGGCUGGACGAGACCAAGAAGCUCGCAAACAAGUACCUAGUGGAGGAUGUACUUCUGCUCAACUUUGAGGAGAUGUGCGCCAUGCUAGACGCCCUGCCGCCUCCUGUAGAAUCCGAGCUGGCGCUCUUCCAGAUGUCUGUGCUGUGGCUGGAGCAUGACCGGGAGACGCGCAUGCACUAUGCCCCGGAUCUGAUGAAACGCCUGCGCUUUGCCCUCAUCCCUGCUCCAGAGCUAGUGGAGAGGGUGCAGUCAGUGGACUUCAUGAGGAGUGACCCUGUGUGCCAGAAGCUCCUGCUGGAUGCCAUGAACUACCACCUGAUGCCCUUUCGACAGCACUGCAGACAGACCAUGGCCAGCAGGAUUCGUUCCAAUAAAAAAAUGCUUCUCCUGGUUGGAGGUCUGCCCCCAGGACCUGACCGCCUCCCCAGUAAUCUAGUGCAGUACUACGACGAUGAAAAGAAAACAUGGAAGAUCCUUACACUAAUGCCUUAUAACAGUGCACACCACUGUGUAGUAGAAGUGGAGAACUUCCUUCUGCUAAUAGGUGGAGAGGACCAGUGGAAUCCGAAUGGCAAACACAGCACUAAUUUUGUCAGUCGCUAUGACCCAAGAUUCAACAGCUGGAUACAACUGCCUCCAAUGCAGGAGAGGAGGGCAAGUUUCUUUGCCUGUUGCCUAGACAAACACCUGUAUGUGAUAGGUGGGAGGAACGAGUCAGGCUACUUGUCCAGCGUGGAGGCCUAUAACCUGGAGAGUAAUGAGUGGAACUAUGUCUCGUCUCUUCCCCAGCCACUGGCAGCACAUGCUGGUGCUGUCCAUAACGGAAAGAUUUACAUCUCAGGUGGAGUCCACAAUGGAGAAUAUGUGUCCUGGCUAUAUUGCUAUGACCCAGUGAUGGACGUAUGGGCCAGGAAACAAGACAUGAACACUAAACGGGCCAUACAUGCCCUAGCUGUUAUGAAUGAUCGCCUCUAUGCUAUUGGUGGAAAUCACUUAAAAGGAUUCUCACAUCUGGAUGUGAUGUUGGUGGAGUGCUAUGACCCUAAAGCAGAUCAGUGGAACAUUCUCCAGACACCCAUCCUAGAGGGGCGCAGCGGACCUGGCUGUGCUGUUCUGGAUGACAGCAUUUUCCUCGUUGGAGGCUAUAGUUGGAGCAUGGGUGCAUAUAAGUCAUCCACUAUCUGCUAUAGCCCAGAGAAAGGCACAUGGACUGAACUGGAGGGAGAGGUGGCAGAACCUUUAGCAGGACCUGCAUGUGCUACAGUCAUACUGCCUGCCUGCCUGCCAUUUAACAAAUGACAGAACAUGGGGGAAAAAUUCAUAGAUCAAAAAAGCCCUUAGGAUGGAUGAAAAAUCCAUCACUAAACAAAAUGGUGCAGGAGACUGUCUAUGAGGAAUGCCCCUGGUCCGAUAGGAGGUGUACAAAUUAUUUUUUUACAGGUCUGACAAGAGCACUUUCUUUCUUUAAUACUUUUAAAGUUUUAAAAAGAACUACUAUUCGAUUUUAUGUAUUUGAUGCUCAUCUGUGUUGACAUUCAAAUGUUCACUUUGAUCAUUUUUUAUUGUAAAUGUUUUGGCUUAACUUGAUAUAGCACGCAUACUCUUUAACUGAACUUAUAGAGGUCCCAUUUGUACUUUCCCAUUUGUAAUUUUGUGGAAAACAUUAUUCAGAGGUGAUGCAAUGUUUGAUUGAAAUGUGUUUAUGUGCUGGAAAGAAUCGACAAAGGAUUGUGUUUAAUUCAAAACAAAACCAUGAUUCUGUGUACACUGUAGAAUAGAAUACUGUUUACUACACUCCUGCUUGUUAAAUAUUGUAGCCAUACAGUAUAUGGUACACCGUUUGUACAGAGGAGAGGGAUGAAGCAGUCAAAAUAAAGAUCCUCCUAGUAUCAUACAAACAAGUUAUGAGGAUUAAAUUGAAUGAACAAUCAAAAUAUUGUUUACUGAGCCAUGUGAUGUAUAUGCAUGGCCUGAACAAAGACCCUUAUGUUAUUAUUAUAUUUUAUGGUGGGUACAUUUGCUUUCUUUCUGAUUACCUGUUAAUGUUUAACAGUGCCUAUUUCUAAGACCAAUUUAAUUUUCCUCAUAUAUGUCAGAAAAAUUGUGGUUAAUAAUUUGUUUACUAGCUAACAUUAGUUAAAAUUAAAUUGAUAAAUUUAGUCUUUUGGUGAAAUGUUAAAUUUCAAUUUGUAAUAAGAUUCCAAUGCAGCACUGUUACUGGUUGUCCAAUUUAAUCAGGUAAAGUACACAAUAUAUAUUAAUUGUCAUUCUUGUAAAUAAUUGCUUUCAGUGGAAUAUUUUUGUGCCCAUAGGAUUUAUUAUCAAAUCCUGUUAUGUUAUUUACAUUUUAGACAACAAAAAAUAAA